CGCCAGUCCGGGCCCUUGUCGUGCCAGUGUGCUGUGAGAGACGCCGGGAGUGAAUUCGAGAGGUCGACUGGCACUGAUCCAACGGCCCUCCGAGAGAAGGUGUAUGUGCGUGCUGCACGUCAUUCCUCCGCUCCUCGGCCUCACUGCCGGCCCCGCCACGCCGAGCCGCCGAGCGGACAUCGAUUCGCUCGCUGCGCGUGCCGCGGCGGCGAUGCGCGACGGGUUUGCGCACGUCGAGCAAGGCUGGCUCUCAGGCGACGAACUCGUCGAGUCGCGCGAAACCAUGGUGCGCGUGCUCGCCGACAUACCUCAGGCGGGCGACGACCUGGAUUCGAUACAGACCGAUCUGCUCGAGCCAGCGUUUCGCGCGCAGCUCGCCGACGCCGCGGCGCUCCCGUUUGGCAACCUUCUCGUGCAGCUCGACGAGCUCCGCGGCGGUCUGGCUCGCCACAGCUCGCGCUCGCUGCUGGGCGGUGGCGGCUUCCACCUGAUGCGCUACCCGCCCGGCGCAAAGUUCAUGCGCCACCGCGACGAGGAGCCGGCGAUGUCGGAGCCUCGGCGCAACUCGAUCAGCUUUCUGCUCUACCUGACGCCGGACGACUGGAGCGCCGCCGACGGCGGCUCGCUCGUCGUCUACGACGCGAGCGCCGCGCCGCGCGAGCUGCCUCCCACCGCCGGCUCUCUGGUCAUCUACGACUCGACGAUUGAGCACGAGGUGCAGGCGACGCGCCGCGAGCGGCACCUCAUCUCCGGCCGCUUCCGGGAGAGCGACGCGGACUGGUCGAGGCGGCGGCAGGAGGAGGCAGAGGCGCGGCGGGGAUCGAUACGGUAGAGGGAGUGAAAUCGGGCUUCCUUCGCGCUUCGGGGGGUGGAUCACAAAUAAAUAUCGUUUUGUCAAUGCAC
Emiliania huxleyi CCMP1516 is the source of this 903-nucleotide messenger RNA. RefSeq lists its product as hypothetical. Gene Ontology annotation, molecular function: peptidyl-proline dioxygenase activity; L-ascorbic acid binding; ferrous iron binding. Gene Ontology annotation, biological process: cellular response to hypoxia. Lineage: Eukaryota; Haptophyta; Isochrysidales; Noelaerhabdaceae. The transcript has 2 exons. The record is from RefSeq and is a predicted model, not a curated record. The coding region runs from base 104 to 832 and encodes 242 amino acids.